GAAAAAGAUCUAUUUCUAGAAAUAAUACUACCAAUAAUAACAAACUGGAAGAAAAAAGAGUUUCAACAACUGCAACAUCAGCAACAAUUGAGAACAAAGGUAAAUUAAAUCAAAAAGACUCGAAAGAAGAGGAAGAAAAAAGAUCGACAUCAGAGUCAACUCAUACUACUCAACAGCAAAAGGAACAAAAGGAACAAAAAGAGAAACAAAAAGAACUGCAAGAAGAAUCACAAGAAGAUUUGCAAGAAGGACCACAGCAACGGCAACCUAUAACUGUUAGUGAUGCAUUAUUUGGAAAU
Entrophospora candida is the source of this 299-nucleotide messenger RNA. The record is from the annotation of a GenBank genome assembly. NCBI's taxonomy places the organism in Eukaryota, Fungi, Glomeromycota, Glomeromycetes, Entrophosporales, Entrophosporaceae.